Diachasmimorpha longicaudata is the source of this 1788-nucleotide messenger RNA. RefSeq names its product threonylcarbamoyladenosine tRNA methylthiotransferase. Bases 121 to 1743 code for a protein of 540 amino acids. The record is from RefSeq and is a predicted model, not a curated record. NCBI's taxonomy places the organism in Eukaryota, Metazoa, Arthropoda, Insecta, Hymenoptera, Braconidae. Gene Ontology annotation, biological process: tRNA methylthiolation. The transcript has 2 exons. Gene Ontology annotation, molecular function: 4 iron, 4 sulfur cluster binding; tRNA (N(6)-L-threonylcarbamoyladenosine(37)-C(2))-methylthiotransferase activity. Gene Ontology annotation, cellular component: endoplasmic reticulum.
UCUGGUUCCAUCCUCCGACAUUUUUCCCCGCUGUAUUUUCUCCAGAAGAAGUUGCCUUAACCUCCCACAACCUAACCUACAAACUCUAAAAUUGUCACCCCCCCGGACAGUACCUGAAGUAUGUCGAACUCUUGUGUGGAAAUAAUAGAGGACAUCGAGGAUCUCAUCUCCUCCCAGGACAUCACUCCCAAGGAGCGUUACAGCAGCAGAAAGAACGUUACUAUUCGUUCAAAAGUGAAACGUAAAAAUGCAGUCAACAAGGACAACCUGGAGCCUGAGAUUCUCUCCAGUGUCAUUCCAGGGACUCAGACCAUUUAUGUGAAGACCUGGGGCUGCACUCACAACAGCUCUGACUCCGAGUACAUGGCUGGACAGCUCGCUGCCUACGGGUAUAACCUCACUAAUGACAAGUCAGAGGCGGAUCUGUGGCUGCUGAACUCAUGCACUGUGAAAGCACCGGCUGAGGAUCACUUCAGGAAUGAGAUCGAGGCUGGCAAGAAGAUGGGGAAGCAUGUGGUUGUUGCUGGAUGUGUCCCCCAGGGCGCCCCGAAGACGUCCUUUCUCUCGAACCUCAGUGUGAUCGGAGUCCAGCAGAUUGACCGAGUCGUUGAGGUAGUCGAGGAGACCCUGAAAGGCAACACAGUUCGUUUUCUCUCCCAGAAGAAGAUCUCAGGGAAAAAAAUCGGUGGAGCUCCCCUGUCACUCCCCAAAGUGCGCAGGAAUCCCCUAGUCGAGAUAAUCGCUAUCAACACGGGUUGUCUGAACCAGUGCACCUACUGCAAGACGAAGCACGCACGGGGUGAGCUGGGAAGUUAUCCCCCAGAGGAGAUAAUCCAGCGAGCUGUUCAGGCCUUCGAGGAGGGUGUCGUCGAGCUCUGGCUGACGUCAGAGGAUACAGGGGCCUACGGUCGAGAUAUCGGGACGAGCCUCCCCGAGUUGCUCUGGAGAAUUGUAGAAGUUAUACCCGAGGGUUGUAUGAUGCGUGUGGGUAUGACCAAUCCCCCCUACAUCCUGGAGCAUCUGGAUGAGAUCAGCAGGAUCCUGAAUCACCCCAGGGUCUACAAAUUUCUUCAUGUACCAGUGCAAUCUGGAAGUGAUCAGGUCCUCAGUGACAUGAAGAGGGAGUACUCGAGGUCAGACUUUGAGAGAGUCGUUGAUGUCCUCCAGGAGAAGGUCCCCGGGGUUACAAUCGCCACUGAUAUUAUCUGUGGCUUUCCAACGGAGACUGAGGAGGACUUCGAGGAGACGAUGAGCCUCUGUAGGAAAUACAAAUUCCCCAGUUUGUUCAUUAAUCAGUUCUUCCCAAGGCCUGGAACACCAGCUGCUAAAAUGGAGAAGAUACCCACACAGCUGGUGAAGACGAGGACGAAGAGGCUUUCUGAGUUCUUCCAGUCGUAUGGACCUUAUGGGGAGAGGGUGGGACAGGUGCAGAGGGUUCUUGUCACUGAGAGCUCGCAUGAUGGCAGAUUCUUCGUGGGACACAACGAGUUUUAUGAACAGGUGCUGGUGGAGAUGAGGGAGGGAGUCAUGGGGAGGAUGGUGACGGUGAGGAUUGUCGAGGCUAUGAAGUUCGCUGUCAGGGGGGAACUUGUGGGGGAGGGGGAGGCUGUGGGGAGGAAGGAGGGUGAGAGUAGGUGGCUGGCUGCCAGGGAGAUGAUGCCUGAGAUAUGGAGGAUUCUGCCAAUUUUUGUGGUCAUUGCGGCGGUUUUUGGGAGGAUGAUCUGGAGGUUUUUGAUGGUGUGAGAGACCUUGUAGUUGAGGGUAUAAUAAAUAAUGUUUUUACAGUGA